This is a messenger RNA of Drosophila ananassae, 1761 nucleotides long. RefSeq names its product parafibromin. The transcript has 2 exons. Gene Ontology annotation, cellular component: Cdc73/Paf1 complex. Bases 31 to 1086 code for a protein of 351 amino acids. Gene Ontology annotation, molecular function: RNA polymerase II complex binding. Gene Ontology annotation, biological process: positive regulation of transcription elongation by RNA polymerase II; transcription elongation by RNA polymerase II. The record is from RefSeq and is a predicted model, not a curated record. NCBI's taxonomy places the organism in Eukaryota, Metazoa, Arthropoda, Insecta, Diptera, Drosophilidae.
UUAAAACUAAUUUUUAGAAAAUAAACGAAAAUGGAUCAGAACUUGCACAGUCUGUCGCAGACCAUGUCCGUGGAGGCCAUCGCGGCCAUCAAGGCCAAGCGCCUGGCCAUGAAAAGCGGCCAGGUGGACGAUGAACAACGCAACUCCAGGCGCUUGCUGCGGGAACAGCAGCGCCAGGAGGACGAGAAGCAGGCAGAGGUGUGCCGGCGGGCCAGGGAGCGGGAGCGCCAACAUCGCAACCGCGAAGAGCAGCUGCUGGGCGAGAAGGAGCUGCCGGGCGUCCUCCGCAUCCUGGCCAGUGUCUACGACUCGCACAAGCGUCGCCUGAAGUCGAAGGAGAGGCCACCAAAGGUGCCGGAUGUGGAUCUCUCGCUUCCGAUGCCUGGUAAGCUGCGGGAAGUGCCUGUGGUGCCACCGCAACUGGAGCCCUCAGACCCCAAGGCCUCGUCUUCCAAGUACAAUCGCUAUGGCCAAGAGCGUUUCAACCGGAACAAGCCAGAGUUCGGUAUCGAUCCUUUGGGCAGCAACCUCAAGGCCAAUCAUGCCCAGAACCAGGGGAGGUCGGAUCCCAAGAAACGUCGCUCUCGGAAACCCAUAAUCGUGGUGCCGGCGGCCGUGAAGAGCCUGGUGACCUUGCACAACGUCAAGCAACUCCUGCAGGAUAUGCGCUAUGUGCCCGUAGAGCAACUCCGUCAAUCGGGUGUCCAGCCCAGCGACGAAGUAAUCAUAGAGAGGAAGGUUCAGGGUCAAGUCGUGCGCUAUCGGGUGAUCGACAAUGUCUCCCGGCUGACCAACGAGGAGUGGGAGCGAGUGGCCGCCGUGUUCGCCCUGGGCCCCCACUGGCAGUUCAAGGGCUGGCCGCAGCGAGGGGAUCCUGCCAAUAUAUUCCAUCGCGUCUGCGCCUUUCACCUGCACUUCAAGAACUCGCCGGUGGCCCGGGAGCUGCACAACCUGCAGGUGCACAUCCUCAGCCUGCCGCAGCACGAGCGGCACCUGGACUGCGGCAUCCUGAUGGAGUUCUGGAACAAGCUGGACCAGCACAUCGCCCUGCAUCCCCGCCAGUUUGCAUUCAUGAAAUCGAAUUAGAAACUGGAAUCAAACAGGCCGCCUCCAGCAAAUAGCAGAUAAGCGGGAAAAUCAAUAAAUAAAAUUGAAUAAGCUCGAACAAAGGACGAAAAACGCACUCAUGGUGGUGGAUUGUGGGGUGGCUGUAUCCUUCGAUAAUAAAAAGCGAACGGGCGCAUCAAAAAAAUAUAUCACGUAUGUAUAAACGUCAUAUAAGAACGCUGCGAAAACUGCAAACUUGGCAAGAAAAUUAAGAGCACAAACAAGUCCGCGAGGGGCGGCAGAAGGAGUGGUGGCUUGGCACGCGUGAGACAAAAGCUAAAUGACACACAAAGGAGCAGUUGGCAGGAUGUGUGUGGGUGUAGGUGGGUGGCUUUCUCGACUUAUGUAAGUCACUGUGCGCCCCACAAAACGUAAAACUGUCAACGAGUUUCUCAGAGUGAUGGAAAAUGGGACUCCCUGGGAGGGUGAGAGGGGAAAAACCAAUAUUAAGGACAAAGGACUCACUAAGAAAAAGCGGCAAGAGCAAUAAAAAUCACUGGGGAAAAAGUCAAUUUUUACACACACACCGAGGCACACACAUGUGUAUUUAAAUGAAAUGCCUGCCAUUGGGAAAAAGGAUAUGAAGCAAUUGUCAGGCGAUAAAAUCUGCUGGAGGUAAAGCACUAAGCGAUUUAACAGUGGGACUUGAAAAUA